Hyposmocoma kahamanoa is the source of this 2594-nucleotide messenger RNA. Its product is annotated as ras-related and estrogen-regulated growth inhibitor-like. Lineage: Eukaryota; Metazoa; Arthropoda; Insecta; Lepidoptera; Cosmopterigidae. The transcript has 5 exons. The record is from RefSeq and is a predicted model, not a curated record. Gene Ontology annotation, molecular function: GTPase activity; GTP binding. Bases 106 to 738 code for a protein of 210 amino acids.
UUACCGCUAAUUGAUGCUUUCUCUAUUUCCAACUUGUAUUUCAAACCACGCGAUGCGUUUUAUCGUAAAGAGUAAACUAUAAGUAAUCAAUAGCUAACUUUCUUUAUGAUUGCAUUUACAUAUUUAUUUAAAUUGGGAAAUGUUAAUGGAAGUUUUCUUGUUGCAGCCGUGGUGGUUCGGUAUUUGACUAAGAGAUACAUUGGCGAAUACAGUUCAACUGGAGAUUUCUUCUAUCAACAUCGAGUUGCGUUUGACGGCGCCACGUCAGAAGUGGAAGUGUUGGACACGUGCGGUUGCGCUAAACGUGGUUGCCUAGCGGAUCACCUGCGAUGGGGCGACGCGUUCGCCGUGGUGUACUCUGUUUGUGAUCGACGUUCCUUCAUCGCUGCCGGCGAGCUACUGGCGUUGUUGGAACGGACUCGACUUCCUGGUUGCACUGCUGUGACGUUGUUGGGAAAUAAGACUGACUUGGAACAUGCAAGAGUCGUUAAUGCGGAAGAAGGUCAAGAAUUAUCACUAAGAUUCGGGUGUCAGUUCUAUGAGAUAUCAGCGGCGGAGUCGAGCGCAGGCGCGGCGCUUGCUUUUCACGCUUUACUACGCGAGGCACGGGCGUUAGCUCUUCUCCUACCAUCUCCCCGACGAAAGCUGGCUGCUUAUUCUGUUUCCAAGGUAAUCGGGACAAUUCUUGGACUGAGUAACAAGAGUGUACGGAAGAAACGCCCAUCACUCAGCAUAUGACGUGUUUGUCUAUUCACCAAAGGAUGUCGAUUACUCCUUGACGGGAGUUUGUUUGUGUCUGUCCAUUGACAGGAGGCUAUUAUCGACCGAUGUUGUAUAUCGCAGGAUUUGUCGAAGGAAUGCCAGGAAUGCUGCCAGGUGUGACUUAAGGAUUAGAACAGGACCAGUAAGGAAACAAUGAUUUCUUUUACUACGGGAUAUUAUAUUAGUUGUAGAUAAUUAUACACUUUUUGAUCCCUGUAUAUAUACGUAUGUACUAAGUACAAUACAGCAUAAAUUUACUUUGAAUAUGAAUAGAUACUGUUAUAUAUUGUAUACGAAUGAUUGUGAUGUUGUAAAAAUGUUAAUGUAAGUGUAUGUUAUUCGUGACAAAAAAAAUUAAUUUGCUUAUGAAGCGAGAGUGGUUACUUUCUUACCAUAUCGUUUUUCUUUUAUAAAAUGGUUUGGUUUUGGUUCCGUCUUAAUUUUACGUACUCGAAUCUAUACGAAUAUUAUAAAUGCGAAAGUAACUGUGUUAAUUGUUUUCACGCCUGAACUGCAGAACCAAUAUCGUUGAAUUUUGAUAUAGAGAUAAGAGGAACCUAAGAGAAGGAUAUAGGCCACUUUUUGUCACAAAAAUAAAUGUUAAAGGGGGUGAAAUAGAGGAUGAAAGUUUGUAUGAAAAUCAAUAAAGUUAUGAAAAGUAGUAGGCUACUCGAAGUACUUAUACUACGCAGACGAAGUCGCGUGCAUCAGCUAGUAUGUAAUAUAUUCGAUAAUUGACAUUCUGAAAGUUUACAUCUCUAAUUUCUGGUAACCUAUUUGUACAGUCAACUAAAGAGUCGCUGUUCAUGUAGAGGUUUUUAAUUUAUAUUAAUAAAUGUCCUAAAAAUUAAACAAAGGCAUUUUGAAUUUUAGACGAUAUUUUUUCAUAGUAAAUUUGAUUUAUUUUUGUAUGAUUAUAAUAAGAAAAACUCUAAAUGAUCUACUCUUUUAUAAUUGAUUACAUUAUGGUCGGUUUUGAGUUUCAUGAACUUUUGAAACUAGAUAAUUUGGUGCAAUUUGCUCCUAUCGAAAUCAUGCCCUAUGUUACCUUUAUCCAUAAAAUGACUGAUUUUUUGUCUUCCUAUAGGUAUUAUAUAACCAUGAUUUGGUAUAUUUUUCAUGCCUUUAUAUUUCCUUUUUCCGCGUAUCCCAUUAACCAUUGCGUUGUUCUAAGUAGUGCAACCAAAAGUAGUUGUUGGUAAAAAAUGUUUUGACAAAAAGUAAAGCGUAAGAAAAUUGUACGAACAUAUCGAUGAUGAAGCGACAAUGACGCAUUUCCGCAUCUACAUACGUAAGAUGGCAUGGGAUUUUAAAAAGUAUGUUUAUGGGAUAUGGAAUGUAAUAGAUGAAGAAUUUUUGUACAGUUAUUGUUUUAAUCAUUGGGGUGAGCAUACGGAUACUCGUAUAAUUUCUUUCGAUGAUUACGUUAAUGUUUUAGGGUGCGUACAAAUCUGGCGAAUACGCCUGUUUGCGAAAGACUCGCGAGCGACACAUGUGCCUAACGUUCGCGGGCUGCUCGCGCACAUUAUGCGAGACUUGUGUGCGAUGACAUGGCGCACUUAAUUGCACGCGUGCAACACCCGUUCAGCCAGAUUCGCCAGAUCUGUACACACCCUUAGAACACUUUAAUUUUUACAUAAGGUCUUGUCACUUAACCUCCGUAGGAGCUUUGAAUUGCAUAUUGGCAACCUCCAUAUGAUAAAAAUGCUGUUCAUAUUUGUUUAGUCGUCUCUCGAGCAGCAUCGCACUGACAUAUAAGAUAUACUUCAGGUUACAAUUAUAGGUGGGCGUUUAAACGAAAAGCACUUAAAAAAUUUUGCUUUUUAAAAUAA